AAACGAGGCAUAAUAUAGUAAACUAAGCAUAUGUUUCCAGCAAAUGGUGGGUGUCUCAGAGUUGGAUCUCUCUCUUAUUCUCUUCUUCACCAAGUCACACUCCAAUUCACUCACAUUUUUUCUUUCUCCUUCACUCUCUUCCUCUGCAAAUUUUACUUAAACAACCUCUAUGCUGUUAUCAUCAAGCUAUGUGAGCCUUAGGCCACCCCUAACGUCUCUUUUCUCUGUGUUUUGAUUGCUUGUUCUGUAACGUUUCAACACUCCAUUUACUGCUACCUUUGACUUGGCUUAAUUCCCUUUGUUCAAUACACGUUUCCUUUUUGCAAUUAGCUCUCUCUCCCUCUCUCUAUCUCUCUCUCUCACUUUGUUUUGGUCUUUAUAUUAUGUCUAAGCGUUUCCUUAUUGGCGUUUCUCUCCUCCAUUCACCUUUGAAAGCUUUCUUCCGCUUCUGAAUAUCUGAAUACAUAUGCACAAACCCAUGGCUUAAAUCUUAGCUUUUCUUUAUGGUGUUUCUCUCUAUGAAUGCUGAUCAACCUGCCAUGAUGUGAUGGCAGUGAUGCUCUUUACUUUCUGUGCUCGGGGUUCUUUCAUCUGGUUUCAGGCAAUUGUUGGCUAUAUGUAGUAAAUUUUCUAUUGUCAAGAUUUAGAGGGAGGCAGAACACAAAAAGAAGCAUUUGCCUGUACCUGACUUAUUAUGGUUAUGGCCAAUAAAAAAGCAUUACUUGUUUCAAACUUUGGUAGUGCCUUUGACUUUGGUUACUAUAAUUCACCAGCAGAGAAGAUGAGAAUUCUCGAAUUGUCACCACCCUCCGACGGCAACGGUUCUUCAACUCAUGAUGAAGAACCUUUACCUCAGGAUGCAGAUUAUAUUGUUCCGAGUCUCAGCGACGAGCUAGAGACAAUGAUCUUGGCCAGGUUUCCAAGAUCACAGCACUGGAAACUGUGCUUCCUAAACAAGCGGUUCUUGAAUCUAUUCAAGAGCGGCGAGAUCUACAAAAUCAGAAAGGAGUUAGGAAUCAAAGAGCCCUCAGUGUUCAUGUUAGCCAGUGGUGAGAGCAACUGGUGGGGAAUGGACUGGCCUUUCAAGAAAAGUAGGAAGCUCCCUCCAAUUCAAUCAGAUUACAGCUUUGAGUAUGGAGAUAAAGAAUCAUUCUCAGCAGGCUCACAACUCUUGGUUUCAGGCAAGGAGAUUGAUGGCGCGGUUAUUUGGCGGUUUGACGCGGAAACAAACGAAUGGUUUAAAGGACCAUUCAUGAUCAACCCAAGGUGCCUUUUCGCGUCGGCUACCAGCGGUUCUAUAGCCUUUGUUGCUGGCGGUCUUGACUCACAAUCUUACAGCCAAGUCCUGGAUUCUGCUGAGAAGUACAACUCUGAGACACAAUCUUGGGAAUUUCUCCCAAAGAUGAAUCAGAAGAGGAAAUUUUGCUCUGGUUGUUUCAUGGAUAACAAAUUCUAUGUCAUUGGUGGACAAGAUGAGAAUAAUAAGGACCUCACUUGUGGAGAGUUUUAUGAUGGAAAAACAAACAGCUGGAGCCUAAUUCCUGACAUGUUGAAAGAUAUUCCUCCCUCAGUUUCGCAGUCACCGCCUCUCAUCGCAGUCGCGAGUAACGAGCUUUACUCGCUUGAUGCUUCUUCCAAUGAGCUGAAAGUGUAUCUCAAGGGAAGUAAUACAUGGAAGAAGCUCGGGGGGGUUCCGGUGCGGGCUGAUGCUCAGGGAGGUUGGGGUGUGGCGUUCAAAUCUCUUGGUGAUGAGUUACUUGUUAUUGGUGCGCCUUCUGUGUCUCACACAGAGCGUGCUCUGGCAAUGUAUACUUGCUGCCCUGAUCCGACCGCUGAGAAACUGCGAUGGAGGCAGAUUGAAUGUGGUAGCAUUCAGCUUAAUCACUUCAUUCGCAAUUGUGCUGUGAUGGGAACUUGAAAAGUCUGAAUUUCAAGCAAUAACAUAGCUUGAAAGUUUAAAUCAAUCUCCAGAAUAAAACUUGCAGGGUUGAUCUAGGAAUAUCUUCCGAUCAAGCUUCUGCUCACAUUGGGCAACAACAUAAACAGUACGUAAAGUAAAGUACUGUGUCUAAGUUUUAUCCAUCCUUUUGCUUUUACUAUCAUCUCAUGUGUGUGUGUCUGUGUUUUUCUGAAGCAAAGCUAGUUGAUGUAACUUGUUCUUUAAUUUCCAUCGUUAAAUUGGUAAGGUAGUGACAAUGGUAAGUGCAUCUUAGUGUUGUUACAGAAAAUCAGAUAAUGAGCUUCAUAUAGCUCAAAUGCUAUUGCUUCUGUUCCAUGUUCUGAAUGAUGCCCUAAUUAUGUUAUUAAUGUAUGGAUUUUAAAUCAUGUUUUGGAAUAUCAAUUUUUAACUAUGUACUUAAAAGAGUAAAAGACUCUUCAGUUCA
Messenger RNA from Lotus japonicus, 2384 nucleotides. Its product is annotated as F-box/kelch-repeat protein At3g27150. Bases 695 to 1918 code for a protein of 407 amino acids. The transcript is spliced from 2 exons. Gene Ontology annotation, molecular function: protein binding. The record is from RefSeq and is a predicted model, not a curated record. Gene Ontology annotation, cellular component: cytosol. NCBI's taxonomy places the organism in Eukaryota, Viridiplantae, Streptophyta, Magnoliopsida, Fabales, Fabaceae.